Jatropha curcas is the source of this 1769-nucleotide messenger RNA. It is a transcript of the gene XK-1, whose product is annotated as xylulose kinase-1. The record is from RefSeq and is a predicted model, not a curated record. NCBI's taxonomy places the organism in Eukaryota, Viridiplantae, Streptophyta, Magnoliopsida, Malpighiales, Euphorbiaceae. Gene Ontology annotation, biological process: phosphorylation; xylulose metabolic process. Gene Ontology annotation, molecular function: D-ribulokinase activity; D-xylulokinase activity. Gene Ontology annotation, cellular component: cytosol.
CCUUUUCUCUGUCUCUCUUUGCUAAUUUGAAAUUACGUUACAUAAAUAGUUUUUCCUUUCACGAACUGUCAUGAACCUGAAUUAAUUAUGCACUGCCAUCAAACUCCAUUGAUAUUUGAUGCCAUUGUUUCAAAUUCCAGGGCAUUAUCGUUCAAAAACGGAGCUAUACAACACCACAAGCAACGAAGUAAGAACACAAGCACCAAUGACUUUUGCAAGCAAAAAAGAUACUGAAGAAGCAGGAAAGCGGCUUUAUCUAGGAAUGGAUUUUGGGACCUCUGGCGCUAGAUAUGCUCUUAUUGACAAGCAAGGAGCAAUUUAUUCUCAAGGAAAGAAGGAGUACCCUCUUUAUACGAAAGAGUGAAGAACCAAUGGAUUGGGUGCGGUCUUGGAAAACAACACUCUUCUCACUGCUUGAAGAUGUUCCCAGUCAUCUCCGACCACUUAUUGCUUCUAUUUCUAUUGAUGGUACUUCUGCAACUACUAUGAUUGUAGACAGCAAUACAGGAGAUCCAUUAUGCAGACCGUACCUUUACAAUGAGAGUUGUGUCGAUGCAUUGCCAGUUGUAAAAUCUAUUGCUCCUGCAAACCAUACAGUUUGCACUGGAUCAUCUACCCUAUGCAAGCUUGUCUCUUGGUGGAACAUUGAGGAUUCAAAUAAAAAUUCAGCACUAUUGUUGCACCAGGCCGAUUGGCUUUUGUGGCUUCUUCAUGGUAAACUUGGAGUGUCUGAUUAUAAUAAUGCUCUGAAGGUUGGCUAUGAUCCCGAACUGGAUUCUUAUCCACCAUGGUUGCUUGCUCAACCAUAUUCACAGCUUUUACCUACAGUUACAGCUCCAGGAACUUCAAUUGGUUGUCUAAAAGAGGAUAUUAGAUCCCAAUUUGGAUUUCCAGAAGAUUGUGUUGUAUGCACAGGAACAACUGACAGUAUAGCUGCUUUUCUCGCCGCACGCGCAACGCAACCUGGGAAAGCUGUUACCUCAUUGGGUUCUACACUUGCUAUUAAGCUACUGAGCACUAGCAGGAUUGAAGAUGCACGAUUUGGGGUUUAUAGCCAUCGCCUUGAUGAUAAGUGGCUCGUUGGAGGUGCUUCAAAUACUGGUGGAGCUGUUCUCAGACAACUUUUCACUGAUGAGCAAUUGGAUAAAUUGAGUGAACAGAUUAACCCCAUGGAAGCUUCUCCUUUAGACUACUAUCCUCUGAAAGCAGCUGGUGAGAGAUUUCCGGUGGCAGAUCCAAAUCUGGCUCCCAGAUUACAUCCACGACCGGAAAGUGAUGUUGAAUACUUGCAUGGCAUUUUAGAAUCCAUUGCACGUAUAGAGGCAAAGGCCUAUAGCUUAUUGAAAGAUAUGGGAGCAACACAGGUUGAAGAAGUUUUUACAGCAGGAGGCGGUGCAAAAAAUGAGAAAUGGACAAAGAUACGAGAGAGAGUGCUCGGCUUGCCCGUGAGCCGAGCAUUGCAAACAGAGGCUGCCUAUGGAGCUGCAUUACUGGCAUUGAAGGGUGCCCAACAGAUUGUGAAUUGAUUGCAUAAUGAAAAUAGGUGAGGAAAAUGUCCUGAGAAAUUAUCAAGUACAACCAGUAUUAGUUAUUUGCAUGUAGAUUGAUGGCAAAGAGAAGAAAGCCAACUUUCGUUAGAAAAAUUUAGUCAUAUAAAUCAUAUUCAUGUUCUAAGUAUAAAGUUCCAUCUUGGUUUCAUUUUUUUUAGCUGCAAAAUGAUUAUAGAAUAGCUUAUACUUAAUGAGGUACUGUCUGAAAUUUGUUUAUAA